UGAGCUAUCGCUCGUAUUUGCGCUGUGACACAUAGCCAAAUGGUCGUUUUUACUGUACAAAGCAACAGUUACACUUAUUUAUCUAAACACCGUGGUUGUUCGCUGCACACGAUGUUGUGGGUGUUGAUGGUUUGUAUGGUAUUUUCCUCCCUUGUCCGGAGUUCCGAUGUCUCACAGAUCGUGGAUUCCGGGCGGUUACCUGGUGACACGGAACCGCGGUCGUACGUGUUGAGAAUAGAACCGAACCUUGAAACAGAAAACGCUUCGUUCACCGGCAGAGUGGAUAUCACGAUCAAAGUAAAAACCACUACUUCCGUGAUCACGUUGAAUUCUAAAGACUUGAUGUUACAUGAGAUCAAGCUUAAAGACGAAAACACUGGCAGGAACAUUAGAGUAAUCUCGUGGAGUUACGCAAGAGAACAGGAACAAGUUAUGAUAUCGGUUGAUGGACACGUUUUGGGCAAUAGAAUAUAUACGAUACGUAUACUGUUUGAAGGUAUUCUAAGAGACGAUGGAACAGGGUUUUUCAAAAGCGCUUAUGAAACCUAUUCGGAUGGAAAAAAAUGGAUAACUGCUACUCAAUUUCUAGCCACGAAGGCCAGAAGUGCUUUUCCUUGUUACGAUGAACCAAAUUUUAAAACACCAUUCAAUAUAUCUAUGAAAGUUAAAUAUGAAGAAAUGGCUCUAUCAAAUAUGCCAGCUUAUAGUACCGUUUAUAUUGACGAGAAGCUUAAGAAUGAUUCAAUUAAAUAUUACGGAAAGAAAUGGGUUCAUUUUGCGCAGACGCCGCGCAUGUCCACGUGUUCGGUGGCGUUUUUCUCCGGUGAAUUCGAACUAUUCCGUAAAACUGGCCAGAAAAUCAAUGUGUACUCUCAUUUGGGCCACUUGUAUCAAAUUGAGUACGUUACGAAUGAAGCGCUUGGCCUUUUGGAGGCCAUGGAAAAUUACACAGGUAUACCGUAUGCCAUGCCCGAACUGAACUUAUUAGCCGUGCCGGUACUGGGCUUAGAGCAAGUCGACAGUUGGGGAUUGACCACUUACCGAGAAAAAACACUUUUCGUUGACCAUAAAUCGAAUUCCAAGGCGAUCGUGUCAGCGAAGAUGGCGGUAGGACACGCUGUGGCGAGCCAGUGGUUUGGCAAUUUGGUGACGCCGACUCGAUGGGACUUUGCGUGGAUGAAUAAAGGGCUUGCUACUUAUUUGCAAUACAUUAUAACCGCAACGGUUGAACCGGAAUGGCGACUUGAACACUUUUUCAUCAUUGACGAACAACGGUCUGCAAUGGAUUACGACCUAAAUCAAACACAGCCUUUAACCACUCCAGGAAUCAUGCCAGCAGACAUGGACUACAACUUGGCCGACACAUUUUUUAAACAGAAAGCCGCGGCGGUUAUGAGGAUGCUCAACGAUUGGGUGGGGGAAGAGACGUUUAAAAAAGCUAUUAAUGCUUACUUGACACGUAAUCAACACACUGCAACGAAACCGGAACAAUUGUGGAAUGCGUUCGACAAUACGCUAUUCGAUCAGACAAAAUCCGGCUUAAACGGUAAUAGCGUUCACACUGUGAUGAAUACGUGGACGGAAAAGAUCGGAUAUCCCGUAGUGAACGUCCAGAAAAAAGACAAAUCACUCGUCUUAACUCAACAACGAUUUUCAUCUGGUUUUACCAAUUCAAAUGAUAUGACCAAGUGGUUUAUUCGUUUGAGUUACACGACGAAUAAAGAAAAACACUUUGACGCUAAGUCCGCACCAAACGUUUGGCUGGAUCCGUCGGUAAAAGAAACGAUUAUUUCGAUCGACAAUGACGUCGAAUGGUACAUUUUCAACAUACAAUCCACAGGGUUCUACAGAGUAAACUAUACUGAAGAAAAUUGGUUGUCGUUGAUCAAACAGCUGAACGAUUCACCUAAAGACAUACACGUUCUCAACAGAGCUCAGUUGAUUGAUGAUUCGUUCAGUUUGGCGAAAGCGGGUUUGCUGAAUUACAAGAUACCAAUGAGCAUUGCAAAUUAUCUAAAAAAGGAAGAUGACAUCAUACCAUGGUUCUCAGCUAUGAAAAACUUUGACUAUGUUAUAAACCGUAUGAAACGUUGUAGAAAUGCGUUCGUUGAUGUCAAGGCUUUUUUCUUCAACCUAGCUUACGAUGCGUUAAAAAUAAUAAACGACCUCGUCACCAAACAGAAAAGUCCCCAGCACCCUAUCGUUAUCGGCUGGAACGCGUUGUCGACGUGGGUAUGUAAGUUGGAAGAAGAUGCUUGUAGUUAUGGAACGAUGGCGGAAUAUUUUCGGAGAUGGGAAAACGACGAAGAAAUAUCAGCUGAAGUUAAAGACAGUGCAUUUUGUGUCGGAAUUCGAAAAACCUACUACUUAGAAAAAUUGAACACAUUUUUACACCUAUACAAUACUACCAAAUCGUAUUCGGAAAGAGGAUCGGUGAUUAACGCGUUGUCUUGUGCUGGAACAAAUCAACUUAUGACGUAUUUGGCAUUAAUAAUGGAGAACAAAUGUCCAAUUGAACCAAUUGACUACGAGGAUUUCUUUAAUGCGCUGUCUUCGACAUCCAACGGAAUAGUUGCUAUGAACUAUUUUCUUGGCAAAUAUUUUACAGAUCUCGUCAACAACGUGAAAGAUGGCCAAAAUAUAGCUAAAUCUAUGUUCUCAAAAUUAGUUUCAAAGGUUUCCAUGGAGAACGAAAUUGAAAAUAUGAUGCAAAUGGCGUUUAAAAGCAAUACGCCCGUCGAAUAUAGAAACAAACUCGUUUCAAUGUAUCAGAAUGAAAUCGAGUACUACAAAAAAUGGUACGACAAUGGUACUCCAGAAACGAUUUGGGAGUACAUAAAUCCUUUAGCGAAAGGAUUGCCGCUGGAUCCAUCAGACGAACGUAGUAUAACUACGCAGAGCCCGAUAAAAGAUGAUUCUAGCGCUUCGUCGAGUUUGCAUAAAUAAUAUAUCCAGCUGGUAUGACCGAAAAGGAUUUGCGACGACGGACAAAGAGCAUCUGCAGUGAUUGUUAUUGCACUGGUUAAAGAGAGCUGACAUUUUUAUUUUUGUAUUUAGUGUAUUUUUAUUCACUGCAUUCAAUAAUGU
Messenger RNA from Melanaphis sacchari, 3087 nucleotides. RefSeq names its product endoplasmic reticulum aminopeptidase 1-like. Bases 40 to 2946 code for a protein of 968 amino acids. The record is from RefSeq and is a predicted model, not a curated record. Gene Ontology annotation, molecular function: peptide binding; zinc ion binding; metalloaminopeptidase activity. The transcript is spliced from 13 exons. Gene Ontology annotation, cellular component: cytoplasm. NCBI's taxonomy places the organism in Eukaryota, Metazoa, Arthropoda, Insecta, Hemiptera, Aphididae. Gene Ontology annotation, biological process: peptide catabolic process; proteolysis.